AUGGUGGAGGACCUGAUGAGUUUCUACACUGGUGACAAGCCUGGCCAAACACCCGGUCUACUUCCUCAGCCAUACUACUGGUGGGAGGGCGGCGCAUUCUUUGGCGCUAUGAUAGACUACUGGUAUUAUACCGGAGACGCGACGUACAACAAGGUGACGGAAGACGCCUUGCUCUUCCAGGUCGGCCCAUUCAAUGACUACAUGCCGCCCAAUCAGACACUUACAGAGGGCAAUGAUGACCAAGGAUUCUGGGGGAUGGCUGCCAUGACCGCGGCUGAGUACAACUUCCCAAACCCUUCGCCGGACAAGCCGCAAUGGCUAGCACUGGCGCAAGCCGUCUUCAACACACAGGCCGCCAGAUGGGACGCUCAAAACUGCAAUGGGGGCCUACGUUGGCAGAUCUUUCAAUGGAACAAUGGUUUCAACUAUAAGAACUCGAUCUCGCAGGCAUGUUUCUUCAACAUUGCAGCACGGCUCGCCCUAUACACUGGUAACAGCACGUACGCCGGCUGGGCUGUCAAGACUUGGGAUUGGAUGGUAAAUGUGAACUUCAUGCAAAUGUCGGACAGCGGUGCUUAUUACGUCUACGACGGUGCCCACACCGAUGACAACUGCACGACUAUUGUUAAGUAUCAGUUUUCCUACAACCCGAGCGCCUUUUUGUUGGGCGCCGCCGCCAUGUAUGCCUAUACCGACGGCCUGAAGCAGUCAAGUGAGAGCGACCUUUGGCGCGAUCGAGUUGAUGGACUUCUCAACGGCACGGACAUUUUUUUCUACAGCGAUGAUGGCGGUCCCAAGGUCAUGUUCGAGGUUGCAUGCGAGGGUGUUGGACUAUGUGAUGUUGACCAGCAGUCGUUUAAGGCAUAUCUGAGCAGAUGGAUGGCAGCAACAACGAAGUGGGCACCCUGGACGUACAACACAAUCAAGCCUCUUAUGGAGAGCUCGGCAGCCGCGGCGGCGAAACAGUGUACUGGAGGUAGCAACGGUCGUAUGUGUGGAUUGAAGUGGGCGAACAAUUCCGGCAACUGGGAUGGGACCAUCGGGGUGGGCCAGCAGAUGGCAGCCAUGGAAAUUGUGCUUGCCAACAUGAUCCAAAAAGCUGAAGCGCCUGUCACGAACAGCACCGGUGGAACAAGCGUAGGUGACCCGAGCGGAGGCGGUUCGGAUAUUGGACGAACUGAUCCUAUGGGAUCCAUCGUCUUCGCCCCCAUCACUUCUAGAGACCAGGCGGGCGCCAUCAUUUUGACCAUACUCGUUCUUGGCGCUCUAUUGUCUGCUAUCGCUAUUAUGAUGAUGGAUGAGACGAAGCCAAUACGUGAGAACUGGGAUAGUAUCAAGGCAUCGCUGUCUGUAGGAGCUGGAGCUGGU
Molecule: messenger RNA, 1368 nt
Organism: Pseudomassariella vexata
Lineage: Eukaryota; Fungi; Ascomycota; Sordariomycetes; Amphisphaeriales; Pseudomassariaceae
Product: family 76 glycoside hydrolase
Exons: 2
Biological process (GO): carbohydrate catabolic process; fungal-type cell wall biogenesis
Molecular function (GO): mannan endo-1,6-alpha-mannosidase activity
Source: RefSeq, a predicted model, not a curated record